UGAGCUUCGUUCAAUCAAUAUCGACUACUGUCCUAAGGAAUAGAAAAAAAUCUCUAUUCCGAAUGUUCAUAACUUUACUGCAAGCCUGUUUAUUUUAAUUUUGCAAUAUGAAAAAUAAUUCUGAAAAUCGAUUUAGAAAAACAAAUAUGAUAGACGUACAGCCAGAAAGAGGUGAACAAGAAAUAGCCCUAUCGGAAAGUUCUUUGAGAGAUGCUACGGAAACUAAAUAUGCACCUGUAUAUAUUCAACCCAUCGGGGAUAAUUACGAACUUACACCCAUUCAAAAAUUUUACAAUGGUCAAAGUAUUUUUAUAACUGGUGGAACAGGAUUCAUAGGGAAGUUAUUGAUCGAGAAAUUGUUAAGAGAAUGUCCCGGUAUCACUUGCAUUUACCUUUUGAUACGUGCAAAAAAAGGAAAAAGUGUGCAUCAACGCAUGAAAGAACUAAUCGGAAAUUCUUUAUUUUCCACUUUGAGAGAGAAACAACCAACAUUCCAGAAUCGUAUAGUUCCAAUCAAUGGCGAUUGUACCUUGCCGAAUCUCGAUAUCUCAAUGGUCGAUAGAGCUACAUUAAUACGCGAGGUCUCAAUUAUUUUUCAUGUCGCCGCAACCGUUAAGUUCAACGAGAAAAUAAAAUUGGCGACAGAAAUCAACGUUCGAAGUGUAAAAGAUAUAAUAAAUUUGUCCAAAGAAAUGUCAAAACUGAAGAGUGUUGUGCACGUAUCAACGGCUUAUUCCAAUUGUUUUCAUAUUCCACUUGAGGAGAAAUUUUAUGACCCACCGAUAGAUCCCGACAAGUUGAUAAAUUUGGUGAACUCUAUAAAUGAAAAAUUGCUCGACGAUAUUACCCCACAAUUACUCGGAAUAUGGCCAAAUACUUAUGUUUAUACGAAAACAGUCGCAGAGAAUCUUAUAAGAAAGCAUGCUGAUUCUAUACCGCUGGGAAUAUUUCGGCCAGGAAUGGUUAUAUCCACGUAUCGAGAACCUAUCCGAGGAUGGAUCGACAACAGGAACGGACCAACAGGAAUCACAACAAAUGUUUUUAUGGGAUUAAUGCGAAUUCACCAUUGCGAUGGAUCGAUAAAUAUGGAGAUAGUACCUGGAGAUUUGACCGCUAAUGGAAUAAUCGCUAGCGCAUGGGAUAUUGCAAAUAAUCGAAAAUCCAACGAAGAUAUUCCCAUUUACAAUUACGUAUCAAAGGACAAUUCAUUCACUUUCGGAAGCUUUUUGGAAAAGAUACUUACAUAUGGAGAAUUGGUACCGUCUGAAAAGGCAAUUUGGUGUCCCAUCUUUGACAUAACAAAAUAUCGAUCGAUGUAUCUUUUCUACGUAUAUUUUUUACAUUUACUACCAGCUCUUAUAAUCGAUACACUCUCUUUGUGCACGGGUAAAAACCCAAGGUUACUCAGAAUGUAUAAUAAAAUUCACGAAAUGACAGAUAUAGUUAGUUAUUUUUGUAUUAACGAAAAAAAAUUUACGAAUGAAAGAUGGAACGAAUUGUUGAAGAAGUUAACGCUCGAAGAUCGUGAAUUAUUCUAUUGUGAUAUGAAGGAUCUCGUUUGGAAUACUUAUUUUGAAACAUACUUCACAGGUGUAAGAAAAUAUAUCUUAAAGGAUCCUAUUGAAACACUCCCACAAGCUCGUAUAAAAAGGCGAAGGUUUUAUCUGAUGCAUCAAGGAUUGAAACUUCUUAUCGCCUGUGUCCUAUUUAUCAUCACAUGGACUAUGAUGUCCAGGCUACUUGUAACAUUUGGAUCUCCGUAAAAGCAAAUGAAUGAAGGUCAAAAGUAAUCAUAAUUUAGGCUAUCGCCUAUCAAUAAUUUCUUGAAUGAAAAUAAAUCAAAAUUUAACGGUUUUUAUUCUUGAAAUCUCGGACAGAUUUGUGGGCUAGAACUUUUUCCUUAUAUACUACGCCAUUUAUUGCACAUAAUAUAUGCUUAUUUUUUUAUAUUUAAUUUUUAUUAUGGCCGAACACUUAGCUACAAGUUUCAUUCCUAAACUUCAUUGAAACCAUAUAUCACUUUUUUUGCAUUUUCUCUUUCCUAGUAAAAAUGAAAGUAAAAUGAAUAAGACAAUAAUUCAAAGUUCAUUCGACAAAUACGUAUUUCGGAAUCAUAACUGUUGAGUUUUGUUGCCGAAAUAUUUAUUGAUUCCGUUUUUGCUGGUAAAUUCAUUACUUCGGACUUUUUUGUGAUGAAAGUGUGUCAAUUUUAAUUAUGCAAAAUGGGAAAUAUUUCUGCAAUAAGUAAAAUAUAUAUGGAUUAUAGUCCUAUCCCAUAUUUCUCACAUAUUAACACAUUUAUGAAAAGUGUUUUUCGAUCGUGAUGUUUAGCUGAAUACCUCAUAUAAUUUAAAAAAAUCUAUAGGUAAAUAUUGAAAGAUAGAAAUAUAUAAAUGUAUAUCAAUAUAAUAAAAAUAUUAUCUCCUGAUAUCAUAUUUACAAUUAUUUGUCGACUAAAAAAGGGCUGAUACGAUCAAAAUAAAACGUUCUUAUACCAAAUAAAUAAGAGUAUUUAUUAAUAAAAAUAAAUUGAAAAAAGUCGGAAUGGAUUUCUAACAGAUGUAAGGAUAAAUGGUGGUUUGAAUUGAUUUGGAGAAAAUCUAUAAUAUUUCUUUAUGAAAUAGGGAACAAUCUUCUUUAUCCUGGAGUUCAUGUUGAUUUAGUAGUUACAUUAUUAUAGAAAGUUGUAUGAACAAGAUUAAUAGAAAAAUAGAGACCAAAUAGAAACAAAAAUUAUUCUAGAAAAUGCGGGUUAAAUAGUAUCAACGAAAGGUAUAUGUGCAUCAACAGAAAUGGAUUAAAAAAUUGUUAGAAUAAUAUGAAAUUAAUUAAUGCGAUAUUGUUGCAUUGCAUUUUGAUACGAAUAUGUAAAUGCAAAUAUAUAAUAAGAAUGAACUAUGUAAUAUUUGAGUUUAUAAAGAAUUCAGUAAAACACGAACAGAAAUAAGACGUUUUAAAGUUUAUAAACAUAAAUAAUAAGAUGCUAUAGAGAAUUUGAAAAGAUAGUUAAUUGUAGCACUAUACCUUAUAUUUAACAAGUAUUUCAUACAAAAUCAUUUUCCAAAAACUGUUUUAUUUUUCACAAAAUCUACUGUAUUUCUGGUAAUCUUUCUCCAGGCACGCUCCCGGCAUCAUUAUCGAGCCUAGUAUAUCGUUCAUCGAUUCUAUUUUUAAAUAUGGCUGAUACCAUAGUGUCGAUAAAUAAGGAUGCUAUUUUACGAGAAAACUUAUGAUUUGAGAGUCCAGCAAAAACAAAAUACUCAAACGACACCAUAAUAAGCUUACACAUUACUACCGCAAGGUGUCGCCUAAGUUAUUGUUUUGAUUCUUCCACUCUUUUACUAACCAAAAUAAAAAUUCUUUAACAAUGAUCUACGUUCAGCUUAAUAUAAAUUCUGACUGUAAAGAAAAUCUUUAUUAUCAAUUAAUUUGUAAAGUUGAUGACGUAAAAUAUUAUUAAAAUUAGAAUCAUUAAUUGCAGUUUUGAAAUAUUAUAUUAAAACGAAGAACAGAUCAACACGUCAUAAAUGGAAAGAUACAUUUCAGCUUGCAGGAGGGAAGAAAAAGACGAGGAAGUGGAAAUGUAUUUUCAUGAAACGAUACAAAAAUGGAAUCUCCUGAAAUUAACAUAUGACUAUUGUAGUUCUACAAUAUAAAUGAGAAAAAUUAUUAUUCUUAAAUAAUCGUUCUAUAAGGAACACUAUAUCAUCGAACGUUCCUAAAAUAUAUAUAGUUAAAAAUUAAAUGAGACAACAAAUCAUCCAGGAAAACUCGGAAUUAUCUACAAAUGAAAAUAAGCUUAUCUCUAAAAACAGUGAAAAAGAAAACGAAGAUGGUAAUGACGAUAAUGAAAACGUGAUGUUGAAAUCAAUACUUUAGUUAGCCAAGACAAAGAAGAAAGAAUGGACAUGAAAUUAAAUGAUGAAAAUACUGUAUAUAUUUAGAAGAUAAGGAUGAAACGACAGAUGCACAUUUGUUUGACAUACGAAGACAUAUUGAAUUUUCAUAAUAUAGACCAAACUAUAUAAUUCGAUAGAUAUGCAACAUUGGAGAAUUAUGGUUAUGCUAAUCUAAUUGAUACUUUCAAGAUUUUAACUUAGAUUAUAAUCGAGCGAUUACAAAUAGAUAUUCAUUCAUAAAAUUCAUAAAACUACUGAAUAAAAUUGUCAAAAAUUAAAUUCUCAUCGCAUAGAUCUCGAAAUAAGUUAAAAGUCAUAUUGUUUACUCAGAUAACGAGGAACUAUAUAAAAAGAGUAAUAUUUUGCCUUUUACUUGACUAAUGAAAUGAUUAAGAAAAACUAUAGCUAUAGAAAUAAUUAAGGCACUUAAUUUGUUAUCAUCCCAGUUAAUAUUAAUUAGAAUCUCUAUUCUAUAUAUACACAUUUAUUAUGUUCAGAGAGAUACAAUAUUCAAAUGAGCCACUGAUAUAAUGGUUACUAUAUAAAUGGGAAAAUUAAAUGAAAUACUUUUUAAUGUAAAGUCUCUUUUAAUACAGGAAACGUCCACGAUUAUAGAAUCAUCUACUUUUGGAAGAAUUGACAAAGGAGAUAACUUCUGUGACAAAGAAAUAAACGUGUAAGGAAGAAAUUACGAAAUUCUAUUGUAAAACAAAACUGCAACAAGAAAAGACAUAUAAGCUGCAGUUUGUGGGAGAAUUGAAAUUAGUAGUAAUGGAAGGAACCUAGAAUUAUGCAACAAAGGAAGAAAAUAAACAAGAAGAGAAACGCUUAGUAAACAUCUUCAGUUAUAUGCACAUGCACUUCUGCUGACACGCUCAUCCAAAUUACGAUAAAUUCAUGGUGCUGAUGUGAUAUUGUCGCAUCUUGAUAUAUCUCACACUUUCCCUCUGUGUUUCCACUGUGCAAUUGCUUCUUUUAAAGGAAUAGUGUUUUAUCGCUGAAGAUGAAGAAGAAGGAAAAGGCAGUCAGUUUUAAUUCAAUUGUCAACACUCUUAAUUAGAGAAUGUCUGAAAUGAAUCAUUCCAAUCGAUUCAUAACCCUGUAAAUCUAUUAAUAUGUACAUAUUUGUGUCAUAUUUAAUCUAUUUUUACUCCUUAGACUAUAUUAAUUGCUAACGAUUGAUCUACACUAUUUCUUACAAAUAUGUAGGAAGAGAAAUAAACUAUGAGAAUGUUUGGAUUGUCAGAAAA
Vespa crabro (European hornet) is the source of this 5149-nucleotide messenger RNA. RefSeq names its product fatty acyl-CoA reductase wat-like. The record is from RefSeq and is a predicted model, not a curated record. Bases 108 to 1763 code for a protein of 551 amino acids. Gene Ontology annotation, cellular component: peroxisome. Gene Ontology annotation, molecular function: alcohol-forming very long-chain fatty acyl-CoA reductase (NADP+) activity. Gene Ontology annotation, biological process: long-chain fatty-acyl-CoA metabolic process. NCBI's taxonomy places the organism in Eukaryota, Metazoa, Arthropoda, Insecta, Hymenoptera, Vespidae. The transcript has 13 exons.